AUGUCAGACCAAGAUAAGAAAUCAUUCAUCGUUACUUUAAAAGAAAAUGCCAGUGCUGCAAAAUUCAAAGAAGGUUUAAGUAAACUAGGAGGUGAAAUCACUCAUGAAUACACCUUAAUCAAAGGUUUUGCUGUCAAAUUACCAGGAUUCCACGCAGAUUCUCUUAAAAAACACGACGAAGUUGCCACUGUCGAAGAGGACAAAGAAGUCAAGACCCAAUAG
Hansenula anomala is the source of this 222-nucleotide messenger RNA. RefSeq lists its product as uncharacterized. Bases 1 to 222 code for a protein of 73 amino acids. The record is from RefSeq and is a predicted model, not a curated record. Gene Ontology annotation, molecular function: endopeptidase inhibitor activity. The transcript has 4 exons. Gene Ontology annotation, biological process: vacuole fusion, non-autophagic. NCBI's taxonomy places the organism in Eukaryota, Fungi, Ascomycota, Saccharomycetes, Phaffomycetales, Wickerhamomycetaceae.